Messenger RNA from Hansenula ciferrii, 201 nucleotides. RefSeq lists its product as uncharacterized. The transcript has a single exon. Lineage: Eukaryota; Fungi; Ascomycota; Saccharomycetes; Phaffomycetales; Wickerhamomycetaceae. The coding region runs from base 1 to 201 and encodes 66 amino acids. The record is from RefSeq and is a predicted model, not a curated record.
AUGAGCGACUCUACUAAUAAAAUCGAUCCAUAUGCUGUGCUAAGUCGUCAAUUCAAAGAUCUUACUGGAUCUGUCAAAAAAUUGAAAGAAAAUCAUGAUGAAUUCAAAUCAUCUGUUGAAGGUGGAACUGUACAACAAAUAACUCAAGAAGUGAAAACUGUGAAUCUUGUUAUUGAAUCACAUUCGGAUAAGCAACAAUGA